This is a messenger RNA of Schizophyllum commune H4-8, 707 nucleotides long. RefSeq lists its product as uncharacterized. Bases 60 to 542 code for a protein of 160 amino acids. Lineage: Eukaryota; Fungi; Basidiomycota; Agaricomycetes; Agaricales; Schizophyllaceae. The record is from RefSeq and is a predicted model, not a curated record. The transcript is spliced from 3 exons.
UCAUCCCUCGAUCAGACACGGCGACUGAGCAUGCUUUAUUACAUAGGACCUACCAGCGCAUGAUGGACAUGCACUUCCUCCGGUUGCAAGCCGCUCCCAGGACAUCCAUUUUCUUCCGCACCACCGCCCCCGCGCACGCCGCCUGCCACGAGAACUACAAACCCUACCCCAACGCGCAGGAAGCGGAGGCCGCGGACGCGACACUGCAUACCCGCCUUAUGGCUCUGGCGCCAAACGCGGCGCGCCAACUGACAUGGUCGCGCUGGGACUGGGACCAGUUCAAGGUCCACAAUGGGAUGUGGAAGGUGGCUAUCGAGAAGGCGCAGAAGGCCCGUUCGGCGUCGGACGCGGGCCCUCGGUGGUACUACCUUGAUAUUUACGGCCUGUCGCUGCAGCGCCCGGACGCGCACUCGAACCCGGACGAUGAUUGUUUGCAUUGGUGUGGUCGGUCGGUACCCAUUCAGUGGACGCGGCAGCUCUAUCAUCAGCUCAAGUUGUUGGACAUGCAGGAUGGGUCGGUUAUGCAGGGAGGAUCGGUUUGAGGCGUGUCGGGUCCGUUUUACCGCAAGCUUGACAAGCGCCGGUGGUACGCCCUGAGCCCAGGUAGUUUGAUUUAUUCUGUACAUUAAACGUGGAGUCUUCGACACAUGUCCUUCAUAUCCGUGCACUGCAACACGGCUCCGUGUAGCUUGGAAGGUGCUACAUAC